Paramecium sonneborni is the source of this 555-nucleotide messenger RNA. NCBI's taxonomy places the organism in Eukaryota, Ciliophora, Oligohymenophorea, Peniculida, Parameciidae. The record is from the annotation of a GenBank genome assembly.
AAAUUAUUUAUGAGACAAUAACAUGCUCAUAUUUAGACUCUUUAAACUAUGGCAGCCAGAUUAAGUUCAACAAUCUCAUAAAGAAGAUCUGUCUUAAUUGAGAGUUAACAAGUGCUCAAUUAAUAAUUAAAUCUGUCCGUUAAUUAAUCCUUUAACAGUCCAAAAAUAAUAUCUAAUCAACAAUCAUUUAUAAUUUCACAGCCAACUAAUAAUAGUAUGAGAGAAACAGUUAAAAGUGUCCGUUGUGCUUCUCCAUCUUUAAGAAUACAAACUGAAAAAGUAGAAAAAGAGGAUAAGAAAUAAUAAUAAUUUAUUGAUGCCACAUUAAAAUUACUAGCAUAGAAUGAGAAGUUAGAAAAAUUAAUUUGUGAAUAAAAUGAAAUGUUAGCAAUGUACAAAUAAGAUAAGUAAGAAUUAGAAUUAAAAGUAAAGAGAUUAACUCAAGAAAUUACAUUUCUAAAAGACACCAAUUAAAAGAGAGUUUUGGCAUUAGAAAAAGAACUAAAAUAAAUAAAAGGAAAAUCUUAACAUUAACCAAAAAAAAUCCUUCGAUGA